AUGUUUGGUUCAUCAAAUUCAAGUUGGCAGCAAUCAGGGGGGUUUAAUUCAUUGAAUAAACCUCCUAGUUUGAAUCUCAACACUCUGAAUAAUAAUACCAACACGUCAGGAGGAUUAUUUGGGAACGCCUCCAAUCCUACAAUUAAUUCUAAUAGCAAUAACAAUACUAACAGUGGUGGAUUGUUUGGUAAUUCCAAUUCAACUGCCACCAGUGGAGGUUUGUUUGGCAACGACAGCAAUAAAAGAAUGAACACCGGUGGAUCAGUAGGUAGUAAUAUGGCAAAUAACACAGGAAGUAACACGUCAGGUGGAUUAUUUGGUAAUUCAACCAACAAUGCCAAUUCCAGUACCGGAUUAUUUGGUGGUACCAAACCCACUAGUUCAGGAGGAUUAUUUGGUGGUUCAGCUGCAAACACAAGCUCAGGAUUAUUUGGAAAUUCUAAUGCUACUACAAGUUCAGGAAUAUCUGGGGGUUCGACUUCAAAUACAACCUCAGGAUUGUUUGGCAAUUCUACCACAUCAUCAGGAUUACUGAAUGGUACAAACCCUAGUAGUGCUGGUGGAUUGUUUUCCAAACCUUCAGGUGGUCUUUUCGGUUCCAGUACAAAUACAACUAAUACCAAUGCAAUUACAGGUAAUACCAACUCAGGAUCAUUAUUUGGUAACCCCAGUUCAACUGCCAACACAUCAGGUGGAUUUUUUGGUGGAAAUCAACUGAAUACUUCUACAAUUAAUAACUCCAAUAACGUGUUUUCCCAAAAUGAUGCUUAUAGUUCCAAUGCCAUUUUCAGAGGUGUUACCACGAACUUUGAAAUGCCAGCAUCUAUCACCGCAGGAUUAUUUUCUGCCAAAACUGAAACCAAACCGGUUAAAAUAGAGAAGAAGCAACCAUCGGUAUUAUCCCGAUUAGCCAAAAAGUUAAAUAUCUUCAAAUCAGUAGAACAAGAUCCUUUUGAUGGGAUUUUUGCCUCAAAUGAUUUCCCCAGUACGAAAUCAUUAACUUCCACCAAGAACAAGAUCUCCAAACCCAUCUCAUUCUCCAAAGUUGAAACCAGAUCAUCUAAUGAAAUCAAGAAAUUAAUCAUAAAAUCAAAACCAGUGAAAUUCCAUUUAAUCAAUGCCGAAAAAGUAUUAACUUCCAAACAAUGGAGAGUCAUGCCUGAACUUAUCACCACAGAAAAGAUCUUGAACGAUGACGAAGAAUCCGAUAAUGAUAUCACCAAUAUAAUAGAUGAAAAUCUCAUUAAAGCAUCGAAAAUAGUCAAUGGAACAUCAGAUCUUCAUGUUCCUUCAGAAGUCAAACCAAAAAUCGAUAUUGAAACAUCGGAAGGUUAUUGGACUUCACCAGCAUUAUCAACUUUGAAAACCUGGUCUUUGAAAGAUUUAUCUCAAGUAGAUUAUUUCAUCGUUGGACGUAAGGGUUUUGGUCAAAUUGCCUUCAAUUUACCUGUAGAUUUAUCUGACUUGCAACAACGUUGUUUCGAAGAGCACAAAGCAUUAUAUGAUAUUUUAUUCAAGGAAAUCAUCGAAAUUGGUGUAAAGUAUGUGAAAGUUUAUAAAGAUAAUACUAAUAAACCUCAAAGAGGAUGUGGAUUGAAUGUUCCUGCUACCAUCACUUUGGAAAAAGUCGAACCUAAACAAGGAAAUGACUUAUCAAGUUUUAUCAAAAUGUUACAACUGAGAGAAGGAAUGGAAUUUGUCACUUAUGAUCCUAUUACUUUUUCUUGGACUUUCAAGGUUCAACAUUUCAGUAUUUGGGGAUUAGUUGAUGAAGUUGAAACUUCAGAUACCUCUAAUUCUGACGAGGACACUUAUUAUAGAGAGUUAAAGAAACAGAAAAUCAAUAGGGAAACCACUGGUUUACCAGGAAAUUGGUCAAUCGAAGAUACCAGUGUGUUAGAGUUAAAGAAAAGAUUAGUCAAUAAUGAAAUAGAUUCUCAUUUAACUUUGAAUUCUGGAGUGAAAUUUGAUGAAGCUACACCUGAACCAAUAAUGGAAGAUAAACCUAUUAGGGAGAAUUAUGAAUAUUUAAAAGAUUUAAUCAAUGUAUUCCCUCAAAAUGCUGAUUUAUCAGAAAUAGUCAAAGAAAAAGCUUACGAACCUGAAAUAGAUAAUGUUGAAGAUUUCAAAUUGAUUAAAGCUACACCUAAUUUACCGGUGUCAGAUAAUUGGUUAGUUCAGUUGAACUUAGCCAAUGAUCUUAAUUCAUCGUUAGCCAACUUCCAUAAUGAGAAUAUUGUCAAAGAUGGCAAAUUACAAUUACUGACUAUUGACGAUAUUUUAUUCCAAAAGUUUAAUGAAAGUGCUGAUUCAAAUUCAAAGGAAGUUUCGACUCCAUCAACCAAAAGUGACGAUAAAAUGGAAAUUGAUGAUUUGAUCGACGGAGAUAAAUUCGAACAAAUAAAGAUUUAUUCUUCAGUUUUACCUACGCUUUUAGAUAAUUCUGAAUUUCAGAAAAGAUCAAAUAAUGCAUUCAAAGUAUUAAAAACUGACGUGACUUUUGGAAAGUUGGUACAAAAUGAUCAAUUCUUGCCUCAUUCAUUUAUUGAUAUCUUGACCCUUUGUUCAACAUUAUUUGAUCAAUCAGAAAUCAAAAUUGACGAUAUCUCUGUCAAAGAUCAUUUGAAGAAUUUACAACAAAAACAAUCAUUUGUGGGAUGGUUACAAAAAUACAACGAAGGAGUUGUUGAAGAGUUGAUUUCUAAAGCCGAUGAUAGUUUUGAAGAAAUCUUCAUUCACAUUUGUUCUGGACAACUCAAGAAAGCUAUUGAAUCAGCUAUUAAUUCGAACAAUAACCAUUUAUCAGCAGUUUUAACUUCAAUAGAUUCCAACUAUCAAGGAAUCAAACAAGUAGCUAAAUCCCAAUUGGAAGAAUGGCAAAACAAUAAUUUCAUUCCUAGAAAUUUGAUUAAGAUUUAUAAAUUCAUAGCCGGUGAUAACGAUGAAAUCUUAAGUACUUUACCUUGGAACUUAAGAUUGGCUUGUAAUGUUUACUAUAGUGAAUCAAAAAUUCCAUUACAUCAAGCAAUUGAUGAAGUCAUCAAGGGUUCUUCAGACACCAAUGAUAUCUUGGAAAUCUUAAGAUUUUACUGUAAUUACAAAACAUCACCAAAAGAUGCAAUUGAACGUAUAUCAUCAGCAACUUUAAAUAUCGGAAUCAAAUGGGUCUUAUUAAAGAUCAUCAAUGAAAUUUCAAGUGACGAGUUAAGUAUUUCUAUGGGUAGAUUCAUUGAAAAAUUAGGUUUAUGGAAAGAGUCCAUGUUUAUAUAUUCUCAUAUUUCUCAGGAUAAGGUAUCAGAGAAAUAUAUUAGAAGAGUCAUCCAAGCCAACAUCAAGAAGAUUAAGAACGACAAUCUGAAUACCGAUGAAGAACCUUUCUUAACCAACAUUUUAAAAAUUCCAAGCAGUUUGAUUUAUGAAUCUGUUGCUACUGAUAUGGAUUCAAAUAAAGAAUACUGGAAAGCAUGUGACGCUUUCAUCAUUGCCACAUCUUGGGAACAAGCUCAUGAUAUAAUAGUUAAUAAAUUAGGACCACAAACUAUAAUACUGAAAAAUCCAAAGGAUAUUCAACUUUUACUUGAAUCCAUGAGCAAAUUUCCCAAUCAGGGUAAAAUUAUUCCUAUUUGGGCUCAAAGUGCAGGGAUUUUCCAGAAAUAUUUCAAACUUUUACCUUUCAUAAAAUCAGGUAAUAUUGGUCCUACCUUGAUACCAGACGUCGAAACCUUAUUAGAACAAAUUCCAUUAUUAAAGUUAGAUAAUUCAUUAAUCUCAAAAGCUACAAAAUCUAUUUUAGUUAAAGAUAUUGGUGACUUGGCUAUUAAUUUACAACUUCCAGAUUUCAAAUCCAAGAUAACCUCAUUACCAUUAGGAGAAAAUGAACAACGUUAUUUCGAAAAACGUCUUGCAUAA
This is a messenger RNA of Yamadazyma jaroonii, 3909 nucleotides long. Lineage: Eukaryota; Fungi; Ascomycota; Pichiomycetes; Serinales; Debaryomycetaceae. The record is from the annotation of a GenBank genome assembly.